Molecule: messenger RNA, 2107 nt
Organism: Dufourea novaeangliae
Lineage: Eukaryota; Metazoa; Arthropoda; Insecta; Hymenoptera; Halictidae
Product: Krueppel-like factor 10
Exons: 3
Coding region: 182-1306 (374 amino acids)
Biological process (GO): regulation of transcription by RNA polymerase II
Molecular function (GO): DNA-binding transcription factor activity, RNA polymerase II-specific; RNA polymerase II cis-regulatory region sequence-specific DNA binding
Source: RefSeq, a predicted model, not a curated record
CCUGAGAAAGCUUCAUUGCGUUACCAGACGUUCAACGGUUACCUCCCUUGCGGGUUUUUGCGCGAGGCGUAUACCGUACACGAGAGACUGCAUUUAACCGUCGCUGGCCGUGCCUCUUUUAACCACGACACGCCACGCACCUUACGUUUCGUUUCCGAAAAGACACACGAGAAUAAAUAAAAUGGACACGAAUCAAACACUUCUGUCACCACCGGCCUCACCCCAAUUUAAACACGUCGAGCCUCUGCAAUCGUCGUUCAGUGUCGCGGCACUCCUUGCGGAUAAGUUCUCGCAGGAAGCAAGGAACACCGAGAUAAGCGCGAAAAAAGCAGACGAUGGAGGUGUACGGCCGGGUUUGCCACCGACACCUCAGCCAUCGGACUCGGAGGAGGACGAGCCUCUUCGAAAACGACGAUGCACGGAGCAAUGUGAAUUGGCGAAGCUGCUGCUCGACGGAACACCACCACCGAGUCCAGAACCCGCUCGAGUGUCGGUCAUAAUGCGUGCCAACCGAGACGGUACAUACAGUCCUGCCAACUUAACGUCAAAGGCAACCACGGUGUGCGCGCAACCGGUCCCACACGAGGCAUCAGUUUCAAGCCCGCAGUUGGUGCCAAUCGUACGCCAGAGCGCCGCGGAACCGGAGAAUGUUCUGAAGAGUCUCAAGUUCAAAAUGAGCCUGCGAAAGGAGGAGAUCAUUGUGAAUAGCAAGAACACGGACCGAGAGAUCAGUCAGCCGAAAUUACAUCCGUUGGCACCGAAACCUGCGCCGAUCAUGGUGACCGGACUUCUGGGAUCUCCCUUGGUACUGCCGCGAGCACCCCUUUUACUAGUUACCGCGCCAACAGCUACCACAACGACAAGUGUCACCACAGCGGAAUCGACCGCCCGACGUCGUGUCUACGAAUGCGAGCAUCCAGGUUGCGGCAAGAAUUAUUUCAAAUCGUCCCAUUUGAAAGCGCAUACGCGUACCCACACCGGGGAACGACCAUUUUCAUGCCCUUACGAAGACUGCAGCCGACGGUUCUCCAGAAGCGACGAACUGUCACGGCACAAGCGUACCCACACCGGCGAGAAAAAGUUCGCCUGCACGGUAUGUCAGCGAAGAUUCAUGAGGAGCGAUCAUUUAGCGAAACACGUGAAACGACACGCCAGAGACAGAUCGUCGUCGGUGGGAUCCAACGGUGUACAAACAUCUAUCGGACAGAUGACGUCCGGGCCGUUGCGGGUCAGCUUACUUCCUGUUCUAGCGCCACGUCUAGCGCAGUCAGCUCAACAAAUCAUACCGCCGCAAUUGGCGGCAUAAAACACAUAUACACGAUUACCAGUGGCAUGGAGUCACUGAAGCAUGCUUUACCAGUACCAAAAAGCUGUGAGCCGAGCUUUAAUUACCGCAGGAUUGAGAACCAUUCCAAGAGUCCGUCGGAAUAUGAACGAGAUCGUUACGUCUUUCGAUGGAUGAAUCGGAGGGUGAAUUUUUACGAUGUACGUCCCGCGUAAUGGUGUUCAAUUACAGGAACGUCUUUAGCAGGGUUUUCUUCGUGAGUUCUUGAUCGAAAUGUCAGGAUAAUCGACGGAAAGAGGUACCGUCUACUUCGAUAUAUUAUGAAGUACGAGGAACAAUGCGCUCCCGCUUGCCUCCUUUAACGUGUAUAAUCCGUGAUCGCGUCGAACUAGUGAAUACGAGGCGGACUUAUGAGAAUGAGACCGGGGCGCGGUCGGGCACGGGGAGCGGUGAUAAGUCAUAAAAAAAAAAACGAGGCUUCUUUGCCGUCCGUGAACCAAUGUACCUAAGUGUGUCUGUGAUCUGUGAUGCGUAAGCGCGCGUUGACCGAGAAAGUGUAUUUAUUUAAGAAUUCAAAGACACUCUUUAUGAAUUAUGUACAUAUAACAGCUAUGCAAAAGCUAAAAAACGCUGAAGUUACGCUGUUUUCAUUAUUGUCGACUAGUUGUAUAUGUUAAUUGCGAACCAUAUGUAUGUAUAUAUCUUGCCCGAUCAAGGAAAUCCUUCCGGGCGACGCAAGACUUCUUACUGUAAAGAUAACAUUUAAUGAUUUUUCUACAAAAUCAGAGAUUAAUAAAAUCACUUCUAUACUUUCGUAAAAAA